ACUGUUUUUUUACAGAUUUUGUAUGUAGGGUUUAGGUUAUGCAAAUACUUUAAAACAAUUAUUUUGUAAAAAUAUAAUUUGCACAGCCUGCAGCGGACAUCAAAUUUAUGAUGGACGAUUUUGCUGCAGAAGAAGUUGUUCUAUCUGUGACUGAUGCAAAUCUCACAGGCCAUGUUGAAAAAGUUGGUUUGGACAGCUUCGAAUUGUUAAAAGUUUUGGGAACUGGAGCGUAUGGCAAAGUGUUCCUGGUUCGAAAAGCAUGCGGUCACGACAUGGGUCAACUAUAUGCUAUGAAAGUGUUAAAAAAAGCAUCAAUUGUUACAAAACAAAAAACAACAGAACACACAAUGACAGAACGACAGGUAUUAGAGGCUGUACGUCAGUCUCCAUUCUUAGUGACACUUCACUAUGCAUUUCAAACCAACUCAAGAUUACAUCUCAUUUUAGAUUAUGUCAAUGGUGGUGAAAUGUUCACUCAUUUGAAUACAAGGGAAAAGUUUACUGAGCCAGAAGUUCAAUUAUUUAGUGCUGAGAUAUUACUUGCAUUGGAACAUCUGCAUAAACUUGGAAUCGUAUACCGUGACAUAAAAUUGGAAAAUAUUUUGUUGGAUUCUGAAGGUCACGUUGUUUUGACUGACUUUGGUUUGAGUAAGGAGUUCAUAAAUAAAGGAGACAGAACAUUCUCAUUUUGUGGCACGAUUGAGUACAUGGCUCCUGAAGUCAUUAGAAGUAACGGCGCCGGUCACGAUUUUGCCGUUGACUUCUGGAGUCUUGGUGUUCUGAUGUACGAGCUGUUGACAGGUGCUUCCCCUUUCACAGUAGAAGGAGAACGGAACUCUCAAGCUGAAGUAUCAAGGCGCAUUUUAUACAAGCAUCCUCCACUACCAAAAGGUCUUUCUUCUGCAGCGCUUGACGUGAUUUUAAAACUUCUCGACAAAAAUCCAAAAACACGUCUUGGAUGUGGAACAACAGGUGUCAAAGAAAUAAAGGAACAUCCGUACUAUAAGUCACUAGACUGGGAGAAAGUGGCGCGAAAAGAUGUCCCUGCACCUUUUAAGCCAGUUAUCGCAAAUGAUAUGGACACAAGUAACUUUGCUGAGGAAUUUACUUUGAUGCCCGUCAACUAUUCCCCUGCACCAACACCAGCCACUAACGCCUCAUGCCCUUUUAAGGGUUAUUCAUUCGUGUCCCCAUCGGUUGUGUUUGGACGACAGCACGUACUUUCCGACGAUCUUCUAAAACCAAUGUCCAAUUCGGGUCGGCCUUCCCCAAGCUACUUACAGAAGGUAGCACACGCUGGCCGUUUGACUGACAGCGAAUUUUUUACGCUGUAUGAAUUGGACUUGGACACUGAACCAUUGGGUGAUGGAAGUUUUUCAGUUUGUAGGAAAUGUGUGGAACUUUCUACCGGUCGAGAGUUUGCAGUGAAAAUUAUUAGCCGAAGAUGGGAAUUGCAGUCAAUGUUAGAACUCCGAUCAUUAUCUCACUGUCAGGGCCAUCCGAAUAUUGUCAAACUCUACAAUGUAUUUCAGGAUAAGCACCACACGUACAUCGUAAUGGAGUUAUUACAUGGUGGUGAACUGCUAUCCAUGAUACGUGACCACCCAACUUUCAACGAGGCGGAAGCGAGUAUUAUCAUGAAGCAAAUCGUGUCUGCCGUCGCCUUCAUGCACGAAAAAGGAAUUGUACAUCGGGAUUUAAAACCAGAGAACAUUAUAUUCGUGCAAGCACCAACUGACACUAACAACAAUACCAUGCCAGCCUCGAAACAACUCCAUAUAAAAAUCGUGGACUUCGGUUUUGCGAGGCUAAAGCCCAACACCGGCGCUGGGGCUUCUGUCGCGCUCAGCACUCCUGUUUUUACGCUACAAUACGCCGCCCCAGAAGUUUUACAGACCUCCGGUUUUGUAGGAACGUCCAAUACACCUGGCUACGACGAGUCUUGCGACCUAUGGAGUAUAGGUGUUAUUUUGUACGCCGUCUUAUCCGGAGCUGUUCCGUUUGUGAGCGACGGGCAGAGUCUCAGAGCUUCGGAAAUCAUGACUCGUAUCACGAAGGGGGAAUUUACCUUCGAUGGCCUGUCCUGGCAGAACGUGUCGGAAGAAGCACGAAGACUCGUGGACGGUCUUUUGACAGUGGAUCCAAAAAAGCGACUCAAAAUCUCCGACCUGCUCGCAAGCCCGUGGGUCCAAGGAGCGUGCGCCCCAACAACACCACUUCUCAGUCCUUGCAUUCUUUCACCAGGCCACCGAGCCACCACCUGCUUCAACGCCACGAUGAAGGCUUACCACCUCGCCAGCAAAGAAGGGUUUCAACUUAGUGCAGUUACGAACGCACCAAUUGCAAAACGCCGGAACAGAAAACGUACAGGCAAGCAACGAAACGGCUCCGACACGAGAAGCAGCAGCGGCUCGAACGACAGCGUAGUUCUGACGUCAUCAACAGCCGCCACGUCAUCAUCCUCCUGCUCGACGCCAGGAGCAAGUCCAGUGACGUCACCAGCGGUUGAGGUACCUGCUUCCGCACUAAUCUGCGCGAACUUUGAAACCGUUUCUUCCCCGGUUGCGAAACGACCGCGCGGACUUGAUUUAGUUCGUAGUACGCCCUCUGACGACCAGUAUAAACUGCCUUCAACGAGCGACUCUGUCAGUUCAGGUUUCGCUGAGAACAUACAGACUGGCAGCGACCGUGAGUCGUCCGACAGUAUAAACGUCUCGUCGCCUUCGUUGUCCCGACAAGCGUCGUCCUCACUUAGUGAAUCUGGGUACGGCACUUACUCACUUUCUUCGUCUAGCCCUCCCUACUUAUCGAAGCCACUGGGUUCGAACCACAGGUCCGGGACUCCAAUACAACAACUUGGUGAUACAAUAAUCUAACCCCUGCAUUUAUAUCAUAUUGUUCUGUGGGGCAAGAUGGGACACCUUUAGCACGUAAUGUCCAAAAAUAGAAAGAAAAAGUGUUCCAACUUUCCCCACCCCACUUUUUGUUACUUUGCAACUGCUAAUGAAAACAUCAGCCUGAAGCACAUACCGACUUUAAUAAUGCUGCUCGCUCUUUUCACGCCCAAUAACUCGGAACGAGUAUCCGUAUUCGGUUUUCCACCGUAUUUCUGUAUUCGUACUUGGGCGUGCACCAAAUGUCUAUGCAUUCAAUAGGCCCCCGUGUAUUUUUCUUUCUGUAAAUAGAAUUGCUUCUUUCUUUAUAUCAGUUGUACAUCAUAAAAUGUUCCGCUAUUGAGAAAAUCCCCUUUUACCAUACAUUAUGUGUGUGAAAAUUUACACGCCAUUUCCGAAAUUUGACCAUAGAUUUACCUGUUAAUCAUCGAAAUUUGCCAAUCUUUUCGUAUCGGUUAGGUUUAGUGUUGUGUUUUCUCAAUAGCUGAUACGUUCUAUGAAUAACUGACCCUUUCCCUUAUGUCUUCUUAACCAGCAGUGUUACCAGUCAUUUAAAGUAUAUUUCAGUGUUGCCAGUUGAUAUUUCAACUCAGCACCAGUGCUUUGUGUUGCACAAGGCAGAAUAAUGGAAAAGUGUUACCUCGGAACUAAUACCACACUUAAAGAUGUCGUAAGCUUCAUAUUAAGUUACUUGAUUUUUUACAAUGUAAUCGUGUAUUUGCACUUACACAAUGCGAAUGUAUUUUUAAAGUAUCGUUGUCGGUACUUAGGACAAGGAAUCGACCAGUGUGUUUGUGUUAUAUUGCUUCUUAUGUGCCCUGCCUUCAGAUAUAAAAGUAUUGAGAAGUUUUGUUUGAUUCGCA
Molecule: messenger RNA, 3757 nt
Organism: Ciona intestinalis (vase tunicate)
Lineage: Eukaryota; Metazoa; Chordata; Ascidiacea; Phlebobranchia; Cionidae
Product: ribosomal protein S6 kinase alpha-5
Biological process (GO): intracellular signal transduction; protein phosphorylation
Molecular function (GO): protein serine/threonine kinase activity; magnesium ion binding; ATP binding
Source: RefSeq, a predicted model, not a curated record